Messenger RNA from Aedes aegypti (yellow fever mosquito), 1714 nucleotides. Its product is annotated as facilitated trehalose transporter Tret1. Gene Ontology annotation, biological process: carbohydrate transport; transmembrane transport. Gene Ontology annotation, cellular component: membrane. Bases 102 to 1559 code for a protein of 485 amino acids. NCBI's taxonomy places the organism in Eukaryota, Metazoa, Arthropoda, Insecta, Diptera, Culicidae. The transcript has 2 exons. The record is from RefSeq and is a predicted model, not a curated record. Gene Ontology annotation, molecular function: sugar transmembrane transporter activity.
CUUCAUCCCGAAUUUAUUGGCAGCUUCAGUAGUCGCGCACAUCCCGCGACGAUGAUCAAUUUGUUGUUCCAAGCUCUCAACCUUCUGAACAUCUCGAAACGAUGACCGGUUCCUCUGAACCAAACGCAGCCGGUAAUACCGGACGGAAGUUGCCACAAUACAUAGCCGCUCUGGCUGCGUCCGGCGGUGCCUUGGCCGCGGGAACCUUCCUCGGGUGGACAUCGCCGGCGGAGAUUCCACUGGUACACCAACAGGAGUAUGGAUUCCCUAUCAACGCGGAGGAAUUCUCCUGGAUUGGAUCGAUUGCCAACUUCGGCGCGGCUUUGAUGUGUUUCCCUAUAGGGAUUCUGAUGAAGAAGAUUGGCCGGAAGUGGGCCAUGUUGCUGUUGGUGCUCCCACUGCUGGUCGGUUGGUUGUUGAUCAUCUUCGCAAGUAACGUGGCGAUGCUGAUGGUGGGACGGUUCCUGCUUGGUAGUGGAGGUGGAGCAUUCUGCAUUACCGGUCCGACGUACACGGCUGAGAUAUCCGACGCAUCGAUUCGCGGAGCGUUGGGAAUGUUCUUCCAGCUGUUCAUCACGAUCGGUAUUUUGUUCGGGUAUGUUGUCGGAGCAGCUGUGAACGUGCAGGUGCUGAGCAUCAUUUGCGUUGUGAUUCCGGUUGCUUUCGGAUUGAUCUUCUUCUUCAUGCCUGAAAGUCCACAGUAUUUCAUUGAGAAAAACCGCGUCGAAGAAGCAUCAAAGUCACUGAUAUGGCUUCGAGGAAGCCACUAUGACGAACGCGAUGAGAUCAAAGAACUGCAAGCGGAAGACGCCAAGAUGCGAGCGGAAAAGAUCAGCUUCGUACAGUGCUUCCAGCAGCGAGCCACUAUUCGAGCACUGAUCGUCUCCCUAGGUUUGGUAUUCUUCCAUCAGAUGUCCGGAAUCAACGCCGUCAUUUUCUACACCACGACGAUCUUCGAUGAUGCCAACGCUGGAAUAGAAGCCAGCACUGCGACGAUCAUUGUCGGAGUCAUUCAGGUGGUCGCUACACUCCUGGCCACUAUCAUCGUCGACAAGGUCGGCCGUCGGAUCCUCCUGAUGAUCUCCGACUUCUUCAUGGCUGUAUCAACGAUUCUUCUCGCCGUGUACUUCCAGCUCAAAGAAACCGAUGAGACUCAGGUGGAGAAUCUUGGGUGGCUACCGGUCCUGGCGCUGUGUCUCUUCAUCGCCACGUUCUCCAUCGGUUACGGCCCUAUUCCGUGGCUCAUGAUCGGUGAACUGUUCGCCAACAAUGUCAAGGCCUAUGUUGGCCCAUUGGGUGGUGCGUUCAGCUGGCUGUUGGCUUUUCUGGUCACGAAGGUGUUCACCAACCUUCGGGAUGCCCUUGGUAUUUCCGGGGCAUUCUGGCUGUUUUCGGGAAUAUCUUUGGUUGGUACCGUUUUUGUGUUCUUCAUCGUACCGGAGACGAAGGGUAUUUCGCUGGUGGAAAUCCAGAGGAUGCUGUCCGGUGGAAAGGUCCGUCCAACCAGAGGCCACGACAACCCUGCGAUGGAAUGCGACGAGAAAGUCGAGUCUCGUUGAGAUGUGAUGGAAUGCCAGCUAUUUGUGAUGGAUGGUUUCUGAUCAUCAGAAUGGCUGGAUCAUAAACCAAAAUUGUAUGUAGAAUAACUUAUAGAUUUUAAUGACUGUAAGAUUAUAGAAUAUUGAAUUGAUUCAAUGGAAUCCAACAUAGAGAA